GGGGCCUUGGGAACCCUUGAGGCACCCCUACGAGGUGCGGGGAGCCCCAGAGAGCCUUUGGGGCCCGAGCGGGGGGGGUCAGGAGCAGAGGGGAAGGCGGCCGCGCCCGGAACGGCCGUGCCGCGGCGUGGGGCUGCCCGGGCGCUGUCGGGGAAGGACCGGGCGGGGAGGAGCGGGGCAGGGCCGCCUUUCCCUGCGGCGCCGCCCGGCUGUGGCGGUCGCGGCCUGCCGAGCGAAGCCGAGCCGUGCCUCGCUCCGCCCGCGGCCGGGCCAUGGCGGGGCCGCAGCUGGACGCCGAGCUGGCCAAGCGGCUCUUCUUCGAGGGCGCCACCGUCGUCGUGCUGGGCGUGCCCGAGGGCACCGAGUUCGGCAUCGACUACAACAGCUGGGCCGUGGGCCCCCGGUUCCGCGGCGUCAAGAUGAUCCCCCCGGGCGUCCAUUUCCUCCACUACAGCGCGGCCAGGGGCGCCGGCAGCCGGGAGACGGGGCCGCGGGCGGGCUUCUUCCUGAGCCUGCAGCGCCGGGAGGUGCGGGUGCUGCGCUGGGACGCCGGCAGCGAGGCGGUGGACCUGGCGCCCCCGGCCCCAGGGGAGGCCGAGGCCCUCAGGGAGAACCUGCAGGAGAUGGACAAGUUCCUUGGGCCCUACCCUUACGAGACCCUGAAGAAAUGGAUUUCCCUCAGCAGCUUCAUCAGCGAGCCGGUGAUGAGGAAGCUGCAGCCGGAGAGCGGGCAGAUCACCGCCUUCUCCGAAGUGCUCCCGGUUGCAGCAGGGAAGCACCCCGAGGACCGCGCGGGGCAGAACCGGCCCCCGUACGACACGGGGUGCAAGAGCUACGCCGAGGGCAUGGCACGGCUUCCCGAGAUGAAGCCGAGGGCUGGCACUGAGAUCAGAUUCACAGAGCUGCCGAAGCAGAUGUACCCUGACGGAGCUACUCCAGAGGAGAUAACCAGGCACAGCAUGGACCUUAGCUAUGCUCUAGAAAAAGUGAUCGACCAGCGAUAUGCCAGCCAGCCUCAGGAUUUGCUCGCUGAGUUGCAGUUUGCUUUUAUCUGCUUCCUGAUUGGGAAUGUAUAUGAUGCAUUUGAACACUGGAAAAGACUCUUAAAUAUUCUGUGCCGUUCUGAAGUUGCCGUUGGAAAGUAUCAAGACCUUUACACCAAUCUCAUCUUUGUGCUGUAUCACCAGCUCAAUGAAAUCCCAUCUGAUUUUUUUGUGGACAUCGUCUCCCAGGACAACUUUUUAACCAGCACCUUACAGCACUGGAAAAUCUGCCUCUAUUUGCAGCAUGCUCACCGAGCAAUGCUUAGCCCUGUGAAGUUACAGCAGUAGAAAGAAUGUGUCAACCGGCCAUUCUUUCCAUCUGAUGGAAAUUUUGGAAACAUUCUGUCUUGCUGGUUAUCUUUCCUUUUUGGGCGCCUGAGUAUUGCAUGCCCUGCGAUUUCAUCCGUCUUUGCUUUUUAUGUAAGCUGAUGCCCUUAGUGUGGCUGUGUUGGCUUCAGUGAUCACCGUUAAUCCCUAGCAGGAGUCACCACGCUCCUAGUAAUGAAAAAGAAAUUUGCCUUAUGGUUGAACUGAGCCUCUCCUUGCUAAGAGUCCUCUGCGUCCCUGCUCCUGUGGGAUUUCACGGAUGUGCUGAAACAGUGCCAGGGACUUGUGUUACCCAGGCUCUUCGUGUGCACAGUCAUCAGAGUUAACAGCCUUACCUGGAUGUGGGCAGGUGGAUGGAAGUGCCAAAUGGGAGAGGCUGGGGGGUGUUAUCUGUGUGUUCAGCUCUGAGUGCAGCGAUUUUAUCUUUGGAGUUUGAUCUAAAGCAGGAAGAGUGCAGAAUAACCUCCAUUGAGUACUGCAACCCUGACAACGUUUAAAGAAAGAAAGAUUGAUGAAAUAAGUAGUUUAAUGUGCAAUUCGUUGAGGAGAAGUGGGAGGUAUAAUCUUUUAAUCUUUUUUGUCAUAGCGGUGUUUCUGUGUAAGGGAGCUGUGUUACCAAGAGUUAGUUUUACACUACAACAAUCAGGGAAUGGGCAAAUGAUCAUAAGCAAAGCAACAAACGUUGCUGUUCAUUGUCAGUGCUUUAUGCAGCUGUCAGUGGGUCUCUUCCAAGUAAGAAUUUGUUUUUUUCCCCAAGCAGUUUUUCCUUCAGUUCCAUUGUGCAAUGAAAUUUUUCUUUGACUUCGAAAUAUAAAUUUCUUCCUAUGGAAAUGAACUCUGGACCACACGUUCGGUGUAGGAUCAGAAGUGGGCUGAUGAGAGAUGGGAUUUCGGGCUAAAUGCCCUGUUUAAUCAUACACAGGUACUUUGACUCUUAAAAUGCCAACAGAAGGCUGUGAAUUUAUGAAAAGUUUAUAGAUUUGUGCGUGUUUGAAUGGCGGAGAGGAGCCACCCUCAAAGGUUAUUCCAGAUUUCAGUGCCCUGUGCUGAAAAGAAUAGCUGUGCUCGGAAUAACUGGACUUUUUCAAGAGAGCUCCCAUUCCUUUCUUACCUUCAAGGCAUUUUAUUGCAUUUCCUCUAUGUUUCCUAAGGUGUUGAUUAUACAAUAUUGCAAAAAUAUGCGGGGAGAUCUCGUGGUCCAUCCAACCGUGAAAAAAAUGGGUAUAAUUACCUGUUGGCCUUGUCGAUUCAUGCUGUAAAAUUGCAUAUGUGGCAGAUAAAAAUUCAGUCUCUUUUUUUUUUUACCCUCCUGCUCUGCCAGAGGGUUUUUUUUGCUCACAGUUAAGCAUAUUUCAGAAUUCUGCAAUACAUAUUUAAUAACACAUAUAUGCGUUUGCUUGAAACAAAGUUAUUACCUCAGUGCAAAUAUUUCUAAGGCUAACUCAGUGGAAUACAAGCAGAACGUCCGUCUGUCUUGGCUGUGGGAUGAGAGACAAAGUGCAGGCUUUGCACUUAGGUUGCCCCAAAGCUGGUUUCCAGGAUGUCUGAUCCUUUCCCAGUGGACCUAACUUUAAACUUACCUGGUACACACUGUUGAUGAUGCUCAGUUUGUGCCACGGCUGAGUUCUUACUGACA
Messenger RNA from Cygnus olor (mute swan), 3006 nucleotides. RefSeq names its product AAR2 splicing factor (gene AAR2). The transcript is spliced from 3 exons. Gene Ontology annotation, biological process: spliceosomal tri-snRNP complex assembly. Bases 273 to 1331 code for a protein of 352 amino acids. Lineage: Eukaryota; Metazoa; Chordata; Aves; Anseriformes; Anatidae. The record is from RefSeq and is a predicted model, not a curated record.